This is a messenger RNA of Hyalella azteca, 1231 nucleotides long. RefSeq names its product mediator of RNA polymerase II transcription subunit 15. Lineage: Eukaryota; Metazoa; Arthropoda; Malacostraca; Amphipoda; Hyalellidae. The record is from RefSeq and is a predicted model, not a curated record.
UUACCUCGACCUCCGCAGUAACCAACUCACGGAACAGCACGCUAGUGGUCUCGCUAGUAUCGUGGCUGGUAACUGGUCACUAGUGUCACUAGAUCUGCGAUGGAACAAGCUGGGGUCCGAGGGCGCACGUAAGCUGGUACAAGCGCUGCAGCACAACCACACCCUCACUCGCUGCCCGCUCGACGGCAACUGCGUGUCGCGCGACGUGCUUGAACAUGUCGAAUCCCUGCUGGCUGGCAACACUGAUCGGUCACCACCAGAGUUCGAUCUUUCACCAAACCUGAAUAAAAUCCAGCCUGACAUGCCCAGUAAGAAUCAUCGUGGUGGGUCCAGCAGACUUCACCUGGACAGCGUCCAGACAUGCAGUAGUUGUGCCCAGCUCAGGACAAGGCUCCAGCAUUCCAUCAGAACCUUGGACAACGCUAGGAGGGACCUAGAUACCAAAACGUCGGCUUACCAACGCCUUUUGGGUGACUACGAAGCUAUCGAAGCAGAACUAAAAGCCAGCAAGAGCCUCUGUCAGACGCUGACAGAGCGACUGUCAGUCCUGGAAGCUUCCCUUGCCUCCUGUCAGGCUGACACUGCGCAGCAGAAGUCGGAUGAUGCGCAGAAAAUCCAGACGCUGCGCCAACAGCUGACAGAGUGUCAGCGUCAGCUCGACUCAGCGCAGCACAACCUCGCUCGCGAUAGCGAGCAGCACCGAGCAGAGUGUGCAGAGCUGCGGAGCAGAGCCUCUGCUCAGGAGGAGCAGAUUACUGCGCUCACUGCUCAGCUCAGAGCAGCACGACUACAGACUGAGAAGGUUGUGAUGGACGGUCAAAAUGCGCAGCGCGAAGCGCAGCAGCAGCUGCAGCAGCGACAUCAGGCUGACGUUGAGCGGCUGACAUCAGCACAUGAGAGUAGAAUGGCGGAGAAGGAUCGCUCUCUGUCAGUCCUGCUCGACGAAAGAAACGCUCUGGCAGCCGCGCUGACAGGACUAGAAGCUCGACGUCAGGCAGAUUCUGUCAGAGCUGAGGCUGACAUGGCUGCUGUCAGACAGAAAAUAAUUCAGGAACAGACCCGACACGCCCAGCAGCAGGAGGCCCAGAGUCAGGCCCACGCCCAGGCUUUGGCCUCGUCGGACGAGUCUCUGGCACGUCAGGUCGCCGAGACUACGAGACUCAGCCAACUUGUGCUCAACCUCGAGCGACGCCUCAACGAAGUCAGCAACGACAAACUCCAGCUCAAUGGG